UGUUUUUCUCAUAGAAGUUAAAACCUUCCCUUGACUCUUUGUAUUCUUUAGUCAUUUCGUGGGGGGCUUCCUCACCUCUCCGAGUUUUAUUUUUCUUCUUCUUCUUCUUCUCUGUAUAUCUUCAACUCGAAGUUUUCUGUUCUUCGUCAUAGCUUUUGCUACUUUUAUUUUUUGCUGCCAGCAAUGUCUUUCAGAGCGCUAAGCCGGCCAAAUGCUUCAUCGGGCAUGGGUGUAGCUGAUCACAGCAAAAACACCUUUAUGGAAUUGAAGCGGAAGAAGGUAUAUCGAUAUGUGAUCUUUAAGGUUGACGAAAAGAAAAGAGAGGUGGUGGUUGAGAAGACUGGUAGUCCAGCUGAGAACUACGAUGAUUUCACCGCAUCCUUGCCCGAGAAUGAUUGCAGAUAUGCUGUUUAUGACUUUGAUUUUGUGACUUCCGAAAACUGUCAAAAGAGUAAAAUUUUCUUCAUUGCAUGGUCCCCUUCAACCUCUCGAAUCCGUUCCAAGAUGCUGUAUGCCACAUCUAAGGACAGGUUUAGACGUGAACUAGAUGGUGUCCACUAUGAAAUCCAGGCUACUGACCCUACAGAAAUGGAUCUUGAAGUGCUCAAAGAACGUGCACAUUGAAAUGUUUAUGUUUUCUUUGCUACUUGUUCCAAUGAGCUACUUUCCAUGCUUUAUCAUGUGUAAAGCGUAUAGCCCAUAUAGCCGCAGGGAUAUGAUUAUCUUUAGAUAUGAAACACAGGGCUUGUUUCAGUUGUUGCUACAAAUUACAGCUUGCUUGACUGUUCUCAGUGAACUCAACAUUGAAGAACAUAAUAUGCAUAAUAUUAUAGUAGUCUGGUGUUUAGACCAGAUACUCGUAAAGAAGAAGAAAUCUGAAUUUUAUUUCCCUCAA
Messenger RNA from Neltuma alba, 895 nucleotides. Its product is annotated as actin-depolymerizing factor. Gene Ontology annotation, molecular function: actin binding. Bases 184 to 624 code for a protein of 146 amino acids. The transcript is spliced from 3 exons. Gene Ontology annotation, cellular component: actin cytoskeleton. NCBI's taxonomy places the organism in Eukaryota, Viridiplantae, Streptophyta, Magnoliopsida, Fabales, Fabaceae. The record is from RefSeq and is a predicted model, not a curated record. Gene Ontology annotation, biological process: actin filament depolymerization.